This is a messenger RNA of Gadus chalcogrammus (walleye pollock), 855 nucleotides long. RefSeq names its product tropomyosin alpha-1 chain-like. The record is from RefSeq and is a predicted model, not a curated record. Bases 363 to 851 code for a protein of 162 amino acids. NCBI's taxonomy places the organism in Eukaryota, Metazoa, Chordata, Actinopteri, Gadiformes, Gadidae. Gene Ontology annotation, biological process: actin filament organization; muscle contraction. The transcript is spliced from 4 exons. Gene Ontology annotation, cellular component: actin filament. Gene Ontology annotation, molecular function: actin filament binding.
ACAAGGGACUGAGGGCUGACUCCCAAAAAAAACCCGCUGCCGGCAAAGUUUAAAGCGCAUAGAGCCUGACUUCCAGGGCUCACUUUGCAUCCUCCUCCUCCUCCUCUCCUCUCAACUCGCCAGUCUCUGCUCCGCCGCCUGCUCUGUACGCUACCUCUCGCUCUCCUCCUCCUCCUCCUCCUCCUCCUCCUCCUCCUCCUACUCCCCGUCUACAUCUGCUGGCUGCACUCUCAGUCAACCUUGUAGGGAAGCGAUCUCCAGGCUAGAAGGCUCCGUUUGCUCAUUCCAACAAGGAAGAAGAACCCCAGACUUUGCCCUAUUUUUUUUUUUGCUUUUUGUGAACCGGAACCCAAUCAACAACAAUGGAGGCCAUCAAGAAGAAGAUGCAGAUGCUGAAGUUGGACAAGGAGAACGCCAUCGACCGAGCGGAGCAGGCUGAGUCUGACAAGAAGGCGGCGGAGGACAAGAGCAAACAGCUGGAUGAUGAGCUUCUGGCCAUGCAGAAGAAGCUGAAGGGGGCGGAGGAUGAGCUGGACAAGUACUCCGAGGCCCUGAAGGACGCCCAGGAGAAACUGGAGCUGUCAGAGAAGAAGGCUGCAGAUGCCGAAGGGGAUGUAGCCUCUCUGAACCGCAGGAUCCAGCUGGUCGAGGAAGAGUUGGACCGGGCCCAGGAGAGGCUGGCCACUGCCCUGCAGAAACUAGAGGAAGCCGAGAAGGCUGCCGACGAGAGCGAAAGAGCGAUGAAGGUCAUCGAGAACAGAGCCAUGAAGGUACGAGGAGGAAUGGAGAUCCAGGAGAUGCAACUCAAAGAAGCCCAACACAUCGCUGAGGAGGCAGAACCGCAAAUAUGAAGAG